AUGCUUCGAAGCGGUGUUUCGAUUCGGAAAAUUGCUGAAAAACUGUCUUUGGGUAAGUCUACUAUUGGGCGAGCCAGAAUGGAGCAUUGUCCGGGCCUGGAAACCUCGAAAGGUGGUCGUACUAGGGUGUUGUCUGAAGCCGACAAGCGCUACUGUGUUCGAAAGGUAACCAAGGAGCGGGUUUUAAGCGUCGUCAAGGUCACAAAAAUCUUGAAGAAAGAUUUCCAGAUGAAGGUUCAUCCGGAAACCGUUCGUAGAGCACUCCGCACUGCGGGCUUAGGGGCUUUCGAGAAGGAAAAGAAACCUUUGCUUAGUGACGCUAAUGACAAAAAGAGACUUGCGUGGUGUAAACAGCACAAGGACUGGACUGUUGACGACUGGAAAUGUGUUGUUUGGACAGAAGAGACCAAAAUUAACCGUUUAAACUCAGAUGGUAUCAUGCUUUGGAGUGUCAUUACGUAUGCUGGUGUUGGCUGGAUGUGCAAGAUAAAUAGUAAUAUGGAUAAGACACUCUUCUACAAAGAAAUUCUGCAAGACGAAUUGGAAGAGACUAUCACUUUUUCCAUCGAGAAAUUGUGCUUCCGCAGUGAACAAGUGAUAUUCCAGCAAGACAAUGAUCCAAAACACACCUCAAAUUUGGUCAAGGAUUACCUUCAGGAACAACCAUACCAGGUCAUGGAGUGGCCCCCACAAUUUCCAGACUUGAAUCCCAUUUAA
Molecule: messenger RNA, 717 nt
Organism: Mucor velutinosus
Lineage: Eukaryota; Fungi; Mucoromycota; Mucoromycetes; Mucorales; Mucoraceae
Exons: 2
Coding region: 1-717 (238 amino acids)
Biological process (GO): DNA transposition; DNA integration
Molecular function (GO): DNA binding
Source: RefSeq, a predicted model, not a curated record